AUGGAAGAUCUGGCUCUCCUUGACCUGUUGGAGUGUCCUGUGUGCUUUGAAAAGCUCGAUGCCACAGCGAAGGUGCUGCCUUGCCAGCACACUUUCUGCAAGCCCUGCCUGCAGAGGAUCCUGAAAUCCCAGAAGGAGCUCAGGUGCCCCGAGUGCAGGACCCUGGUCCUCUGCAGCAUCGAACAGCUGCCCUCCAACCUGCUCCUCAUCCGCCUCCUGGAUGGGGUCCGCUGUGGACAAAACGCUACCAGGUUCGGCUCCAUCCAGAGGUCGGGGGUCCUGUCCUCCCCUGCCUCCCUCCGGAGAGUCCCCAGGGGGCUGCAGCUCCAUCAGCACCGGCUGGCAACAAAUCCCAGGAUCCACAUGGAAGGGGUCCCACGAGCCAAGGCCCUCUACACCUACCGAGGGCACAACCCCGGGGAGCUGAGGUUCAACAAGGGGGACACGAUCGUGUUGCUGCGGCAGCUGGAUGAGAACUGGUACCUGGGGGAGCUCAACGGAACCAGCGGCGUCUUCCCGGCCGGCUCCGUGCAAGUCAUCAAACACCUACCCCUGGCCCUGCCCCUGGGCAGAGCUCUCUACAGCUGUGACCUGAGGAGCAGGGACAAGCCCCAGAACAAGGACAACCUGAUGUUUCACAAGACCAACACCACGGCACGGCAGCUCCUCCAGACCAGCAAGAGCCACUGGUCCCCCCAGUUCAAGUCGGGGUCCCUGCGGACGGCGUCCCCCAAAGCCAAGGGCGCGGAUCCGCCGGCAUUCCCCAAGGUUCCCGACUCCAGGAGGAAGAGCCCGAGGCAGUUCUCCAUCACCACUGCCCUCAACACCCUCAACAGGAUGGUUCAUGCACCCACAGAGAGGCAGGCACUGGAGAUCAGCUCCCCCGUGCUCAUCAGCUCCAGCAACCCCACUGUCAACACCCAGAGCAGCGAGAAAGCAGAGCUUCCCUAUGGCACCCCUAUCCAGGUCAGUGCAUCCCACUACCCCACACCAGGAUCCCUGGGGCACUCUGCAGCCAUCGUCACUCUCCCCCACCUGCAGCACCACAUUUCAGCUUACAUGUGUGUGGCUCUCCAUUCCUACGUGGCUCACGGACCAGAGGAGCUGGAGCUGCAGAAGGGAGAAGGGGUCCGUGUCUUUGGGAAGGAGCAGGAGGGGUGGCUGCGGGGCAUGUCCCUGGUCACCGGCAGAGUGGGCAUCUUCCCCAGCAACUACGUUGCUCCCCUCUUCAGGAAAUCUAAUCUCUCCGACUCCAAGAUGCCUUCCCUGUAUGCCUCCUGGACCCUCUCCACCUCCUCGCUCUCCUCGCAGGGCAGCAUCUCGGAGAGCAGCCCGAGGCAGAGCAGAGCCCUGAAGCCGGUGCUGCUGCCCGUGCCCAUCCCCGCUGCCGGGAGGGGCUCUGCCGGGGCACAGACAGCGCUGCGGAGGGGCCGGGGCAGCACCAGGAGGAACGGAUCCCUGCAGAGGCCGGGGCAGGCAGGGACCCCGGUGCAGGUUUCUGGCUCCCUCCGGCGUCCUCCCACGGGACGACCUCAGCAGCUCCAGCUUUACCACCCGGCCAGCGCCCAUCCCCCGGGCAUCCUGGCUGCAGUUGCCAUGGCCGAGCCGGGAGGGAGACCAAGUUUCUGCCACGACGCUUCCCCGGCACCGGUGGGCAGAGGAGGGGAAAGCAGAACUCCCUCCGUGUGCAGCUCUGUGAUCCUGGACACCAAAGAACCCCCAGCCAAGAGCGAGGCAGCUCCAAAGCCCCCGGCCUCAGCCCCACCAUCCAUCCUGGUGAAGCCAGAGACCUCCCGCAACGGUGCUGAAAAGCAAGUGAAGACAGUGAGGUUCCAGAACCACAGCCCACCACCUCCCAAGAGGCACAGCCUGCAGCCCUCUCCCAGCCUGGCCCGUGGCCGGCCAGACCCACUGGCCACAGCAGAGGCCAUGCUGCUGCCCGAGGCCAGCCCGCCCGGCCCCGAGCUGGCCCUGCUCUACUCGCCCAGGACCACCUCCAGCCCCCUGCCCCAGAGGCGGCCGCUGCACCCCAAGGCGUUCUCCCUGGACCUCUCGGGGCCUCUGACCUUCCCCAUCAGGAAGAGCUACAGCAGCGUUUCUGCCAACUGACAGGGACAGUCCCCCCCUCCUCAGUCUCAGUCUCCUCCCCUCCCUCAGCCAAAGCCCCCACCAGCCUGCUGUCCCCCAUGC
Calypte anna (Anna's hummingbird) is the source of this 2190-nucleotide messenger RNA. RefSeq names its product SH3 domain containing ring finger 2 (gene SH3RF2). Lineage: Eukaryota; Metazoa; Chordata; Aves; Apodiformes; Trochilidae. Gene Ontology annotation, cellular component: nucleoplasm. Bases 1 to 2109 code for a protein of 702 amino acids. Gene Ontology annotation, molecular function: protein phosphatase 1 binding; ubiquitin protein ligase activity. Gene Ontology annotation, biological process: negative regulation of apoptotic process; positive regulation of JNK cascade; protein ubiquitination. The transcript has 8 exons. The record is from RefSeq and is a predicted model, not a curated record.